Papilio polytes (common Mormon) is the source of this 1177-nucleotide messenger RNA. RefSeq lists its product as uncharacterized. Lineage: Eukaryota; Metazoa; Arthropoda; Insecta; Lepidoptera; Papilionidae. The transcript is spliced from 7 exons. The record is from RefSeq and is a predicted model, not a curated record. The coding region runs from base 53 to 1144 and encodes 363 amino acids.
UAUAAUGUCAGGAUACAUUUUUUCGAUAUUUUAAAAUUUCAAGUUUUUUACAAUGAUUUUAUUAAUAUUUUUAGUCGUCAUGUUAUGUGCUGUGAAUGCAAAUAACGCAUCAUCUCGAGAGAAAUGGGCAACGACCAGAAAGAAUUUAGUCUUCGAAGAUUCGAGACGUCUUGAUCCUGUCAAAUUGAUUAAUCGCAAAUCCCGGCGCACGGUUCAGGGGGAAGAUUACUAUUACGCUCCAGGUAAUGUCACCCGGAUUACAAUUUCCGGGAUACAAGCAUACCGGUCUGCGUUGACGCUGGACUGGCUUGCGGCAGAGGACUCGCGUCAACGUGAGCUAGUGGCAGCUUACGAGACGGAGCCCUCCGCGCCAGCUAGGAUCAUCACAACCGAAUGUAUUAACUACCCGAGACCCUCGUCCGGUAAGGUGGGGAAGUUGAUGCUGGAAUUGCUCAAGAACCUAGAAGGAGACGAAGGUGUUUUAGUACCGGAACUGAUCCAUGUGCUUGUACGAACAAAGCUACUAGUGGAGACGUCGAUGUUGGACUCGGAGCCUGACCUUGAAUCCUUAGUAAAGACGCCGAUGAUGAUGAUGGGAGAGCCACACAUCACCUUCCCGAGGAUAUUGGCGAUUGUAUGGAUGUUAGUUACUGAUACCAGUACGACAAGGAAUAAUGGAUGGUGUCCUCUUUUGAAAGUCAACAAAUACUUGAUAUCAACAAAACCGACGGAUAUCGCGAAGCAUUUGCGCGUACUCGAGCCCGUGAUAGCGCGGGCGAGGUUUAUCAUGGAAGAGUUCAUUCAAAACGUGACGCCGCUCAACAUGUUCCAGAAGCAAACAGAAGAAAUUACCCCCCUGAAUGAUAUUGAUACUACGCCUAAAGAAUCUCCGGCUAAUGAGAAGGGUGAUAUUUUAGCAAAACUGCCUCGAUCCAGUGGCGAAGAAAUGGAGCAGCCAGAAGACCAAGAACAGCCCGAGCCCAGUCUAGAACCAGAAUACCCAAGUUCCCCUGUGUUAGACCAAGCCCAGCAGAUUUCAUUUGGCCAAGAAGAAGUCGAAGUGGAUAAGAGCAAUGCAGUUGCUAUUAAAGGGUGGAUUUCAUUAUUAGCUAUGGUUCAUACUGUUAUGGUCUUGUGUUGUUAAUAAAAUUUUUCGUAAUUUCAUUGUUACUAUUUA